AUGUUCCACCUCUUCUCCCACUGCUGGUCGUGGCUGCAGGCCAUCCAGGAGCCCAUCAGAAAGGUGACCCUCCUUGUCGUGGGGCUGGACAAUGCAGGGAAAACCUCUGUCAUCACGGACAUAGAGAAAGGUGAGGAGCUGCACCAGAGCCGGCCUCAGCUUGAGGCAGCAGCUUUAUCGUCCUUUGCAACCAAUGUGCAAGGCACGGGCUGUGCCGCGGGCAGCUCUGGGAGCGGGAGCAGGGAUGUGGCUGGGAGAAGAGGAGGCACAUGCCGCAGGGAAGCUCCCGGGUUCCUCUGCCAGCUCUCUGCCCUCUCCCCACACACAGCACUGGCUGGGGAGGUGCUGCCCGACGCACAGCCCGGUCAGACCCGCCUGCGGGUGGACAGGUUCGAGGUGACGCUGGUGGAUCUGCCCGGGGGACAGCGAUCCCGCAGUUCCUGGCGCAGCCACUACAGCGGGGCCCACGGGCUCCUCUUCGUCCUGGACUCCAGUGACCUGGCACGGAUGGAAGAGGCCCGCAAGGUCCUGAGUCGCGUCCUGAGCCAUCCCGACAUCUCCGGGAAGCCUCUCUUACUGCUGGCCAACAAGCAAGACGCGGCGGCCGCGCUGCUGCCCUGCGAGGUGAUCGAGCGGCUGUGCCUGGAGCGGCUGGUCAACGAGAACCGCUCUCCCUGCCGCAUCGUGAGUGCGGGGCUGGCCCCGCUCCCCGCUCCCUCUCCCUGCGGAGCUGCGCUACCCGGGCUGACCCCCCGCCUGCCCGCAGGAGCCUUGUGUCGCCAAGCGGGGCCCCCCCGCCGGCCCGGUCCGUGCCACCCUGCAGGGGCUGCGCUGGCUCCUCCGCGCUGCCGCCGCUCCGGCCCCGCCGCCCGCCGAACCCGCACCGCCCGCCCCGAGGGCCGCCCGCGCCCGCCGGCCCGCCCGCAGGUGCAUAAGGGGCUCCGCGGGUGCGUGUCCCCGUCCCCGUCCUCCUCCCCACAGCGCUCGACCUCAACCCCAUCGUGUUCUCGCCCCAGGGACCGGCCGCCCCCAGGGGAGGAUGCUCGAGAAGGUGCGGGGAAUAACGGGGACAACCGGCCGCUGCGCCCUGUCUGCCACCUCCUGCCCCUGGAGGAGAGCACUAAGGGCACCAGGAGGAGGAAGAAAAAGGUAAAGGUGAAGAAGAAGGUCUUGGGGCAGCCGAGCCCAGCUGAGGAGCCGGAGGGACCAGGAGAAGGGGGUGACAGACAUGCGGGGGCCGCUGGGGGGCUGCUGCUCCCCAACAGGGUCGGGCAGGAGGAGCCUGUGCCCACCAGGAUGGCCACACCCCACCCAGGUGAGAGGGGGCUAUGGGAGGCUGCCAGCACUGCUGGCACCAGCAUAUCAGGAGCCCCAGAGCCACCCUACAGGUAGGGUUUGGAACCUGGUAAUACAGCAGAAUGCUGGACCACUGGUCCCCGCCACCUCCAUUAGCUUUGCUUGCAGACCAGCAGAGUGCAGAGCAAGGUCACAGGAGUCUGAAGGGGAAGAGGAGAGACAUCUCUGAGCACCUCUGUAGGGAAUGGUGCAUGGAAGCAAUGAAGGACUGAGGACCCGCCACCAACAGUCCUCUCAGGUGGUUCAGUGACAAAGGUAUCCUUGCUCAGGUGUGGUGCCUGAAAUUUUGUGUUUCUCUAUCCAGUGCAGGGCAUGAAAAAGAAAAAGAAGAAGAAAAUCAAGAAUAAAAUUAAGUCGCAGGAAUCUUCUGUGGAGCAGCAGCAUGAGGAGGUCUCAAGCACCUUUGACUUGUACCGCCGGGCGAUGCUGGCUCUGAAGAUGAGGCAGGAGCAGAGGAAGCAGCCAUCUGCCAUCACCCCCUGAGAAGGGAAGGCACAAACUAGGGGAUGGGUGGUCCUAGAGGACCCAGCCUGCAGUGGCAGUGAGAUCCCAGACUGAAGUGGCAGUGGGAUUCAUGCAGGGCUGCUGGGGUGCUUUUCCGGGGCUGGCAGUCCUGGGCAAUAGAUUCUGGGGCAUGAACAGCAGCAUUGUCCUUGGUGUGGCUUGGAAACAGGGCAUUUGCAGGGACGAGCCAAAAGUCCCUUUGUAAGAUGCUUCUCUGGCAGAUGGCUGCAAACCCAUCUGAAAAGGGAACAGCCAGCCACUUGCUGACCCCUGUUAGUAUUCUGUGGAAGACUCCAUCUAAACCCAGAUUAGCCUGUGGAAGAGAGGAAGAUCAGAGCAAACGUCUCAGGGGAAAAAACCUUCAUCUUGAGUUGACCUAUGUCCCAGGAAAGCUAUCUUCACAGGUCAGGGGCUGACUUGGCCUGUCAGUCAGCCCCUGCUUACUGCCUGGAACAGUCUCAUUUCCCAGUGGUGAAGAUGGGAGGGCAGUCCCAGGUGGUCUGCAGAAGACCUUCAUCCAGCCCACAGCCACAUCUGGCAGUGUUGUCAGGACUCCCCUCACACAGGGAAGGAGGGUUAUGCCUGUGUUUGUGCAUGCAGCAUCCUGUCAGCGAAAGUUUAAGUUCAGUGGCAACUGGUGGUAGAGGCUGCUGGAGGCUCCUUCCCCAGGAUCGUUCUUCCUGAUACUGCCAUUCUCCCAGGAGGGACAGUGGUGACCUGCAGGAAAUGCAAAAUCCUCCCAUGUCACUGGCAGCCUGGCACCCUGCAGCCUCAGGCAGUCACUGCUCUGUGCUCAUCUCAGCUCUGAGACAGGACAACAAGCAACAUUUGCAUCUCAACACAACCCAUCUGUGACACAAGCCUGUCACAGGGACUGAGCUGUGCCAGAGGACUGAGCUUGUGCUGCCUGGCUCCAGUUGGGUGUAUGUGCUGGGAAACCAAUCAUCAGUCCUGGAAACACUUUAUGUGAAGUCAGGAGUGGGACGGUUUUCUCUUAACACCUGCAAGAGUGUUAGGACCUGAACUGUGCAUUAGUCACCUCUGUUCCCGUGAUUACUGAUAACAGGUCUUUGUGGUUCAUGGGGAGGGAAAAUCACUGAAUCCCCUGGAAGGGCUGAAAAGGGAAAAGAAGAGAGACUGGCUACACUGCCUUACCUGCCUGCUAUAAAGUUUUGUCUAACUCUGCUGGAUUCAACUGUCAGAGACUAUAAGGAUUCACUGUAAAUAAACUGUAAAUAAUAAGAGCACAAAUUAAUACUGGCCUGUCAAUACAUCACUUUUAGUAAA
Messenger RNA from Pseudopipra pipra, 3147 nucleotides. RefSeq names its product ADP ribosylation factor like GTPase 13A (gene ARL13A). The transcript is spliced from 6 exons. Gene Ontology annotation, molecular function: GTP binding; GTPase activity. The record is from RefSeq and is a predicted model, not a curated record. Lineage: Eukaryota; Metazoa; Chordata; Aves; Passeriformes; Pipridae. Gene Ontology annotation, biological process: receptor localization to non-motile cilium; non-motile cilium assembly. Gene Ontology annotation, cellular component: motile cilium; ciliary membrane; non-motile cilium. Bases 1 to 1392 code for a protein of 463 amino acids.